AUGGCAGAUUCUGAUUCGGAUAGUGGCUUGGUUAAAGAGAAUCCGGAUUUCAAAACGUUGCCACAAGAUGUUGCCGAGUCAAUUAUGGAUGUGUUGGAGGAUCCUCCAGGCAACAAUUUGUAUAAUAAUUUAAAGGAAGUACUGACUAGCAGACAUUCAAUAAGUUUGGAAAGGAGAAUUAAGAAGUUAAUAUCGGACGAGGAGAAAGGAGACAGACGACCAUCAGAGUUUUUCCAUCACUUGAAGCAACUGGCAGGUUCAGUAGCUAUGCCAGGUGAGGAAUUCAUCAAGGAACUUUGGUUAAGCCGUCUUCCACACGUAAUAAACAUCGAUCUAAUUUCGCAAAACGUACAAAAUGAAAAAAUGCCAGGAAGUGUGUUGCACCAUGCAAGCGUUAAGACUCUAGAUUUCCUUGGUCAUACUGUUACUCGUGAAGGCAGUAGGCCAUCAAGCGAGAAGCUCUGUACCAUUCGUAAUUUCGCCACACCUCAAUCAAUCAAACAGACUCAGCGUUUUGCGGGAAUGGUUUGCAGAAUGCAAUUAGAAAUUGAAGAGGUUCUUGGAACUAAAUAA
This is a messenger RNA of Condylostylus longicornis, 573 nucleotides long. RefSeq lists its product as uncharacterized. The record is from RefSeq and is a predicted model, not a curated record. Bases 1 to 573 code for a protein of 190 amino acids. The transcript has 4 exons. Lineage: Eukaryota; Metazoa; Arthropoda; Insecta; Diptera; Dolichopodidae.